Trichoderma harzianum CBS 226.95 is the source of this 1313-nucleotide messenger RNA. RefSeq lists its product as hypothetical. The transcript has a single exon. Gene Ontology annotation, cellular component: nucleus; cytoplasm. NCBI's taxonomy places the organism in Eukaryota, Fungi, Ascomycota, Sordariomycetes, Hypocreales, Hypocreaceae. The record is from RefSeq and is a predicted model, not a curated record. Bases 162 to 1037 code for a protein of 291 amino acids. Gene Ontology annotation, biological process: secondary metabolite biosynthetic process.
CGCAGUAAUACCUACACAUCAGCACGAUAAGAAAAUGGCCGAUCUUACAUGGACCAGCAAUGGAACAUUACCCUGCGUGUGCGGGGCUCCAUCUUCGUGCAUUACAUGCGAUUACCUACAUGGACCCCUAAUCCUUCACAGGUAAGACGAGCAGUAAAUGCAUGGAUAUAAUACCGCCCGUGCCCUCAAACCGCCGAAUCGAUUUCUUGACCACUGAAAGCACACACGGUCACUACGACAAAAUGGAGGAUCUCAGUCUGCCGCGCAUUCUCUGCAUCCACGGCGCGGGCGUCAAUGCCCAAGUCUUCGAAAUCCAAUGCCGAGCCAUCAUGGGCAAGCUCAAGGACAAGUUUCGAUUCGUCUUUGUCGAUGGCCACAUGGAGGAAGAAGCGCACCCGGCUGUGGCCACAAUCUUCGCCGAGCUCGCGCCAUUUAAGCGGUGGCUGGCCUACAGAGACGCCCAUGAGGAGAUGGACCCCGUGAUUGCGUCCCAGAAUAUGGCGAAGCAACUCCAAGACGCAAUAGAUCAGGACAAGGGCACCGGCGAAUGGGCAGGAUUGAUAGGCUUCUCCCAGGGCGGCGUCAUCUCGUCGAGUCUUCUCUGGGCUCAGGAUCACAUUGAAGACGAUUCCAAGAGGCCGCUGCCGGGAAUCAAGUUCCGUUUCGCCGUCAUCAUGCACGCUCCCGGGCCCAUCAUACACAUUGAUCGCACAGGCACACUUACCAAGCCGCGACACUUGAUCCACGCCGGCGAGAGAAUGUCGUACGACUACGCCGAUUGGCCUGAAGAGGACACGACAGACGAAACGCACAUGGUACUGACGCCGACGCUGCACAUUCAUGGGCUACAAGACCCGGCACUUUUCAACCACAGGAAGCUGUACCAGUAUAGCAAGAAGGGGACGGCGAAACUAUUUGAGUGGGAUGGAGGCCACCGACUACCGAUCAGUCGGGGAGACGUGGAGCGUACCGUCAACAUGAUCUUGCAGUUGGCCGAGAGGACAGGCAUGGAGUUUUACUAUGACGAUGCAUGGUAGUGAACACCAGCAGAAAAUAAGACAGGGGAACAUGGAAUUGGCGCAAGGCAAAGGGACGGGGAGAAAAUUGGGCUUUUUUGAUCAAUGUAGCCGGCGAUUUAUUUACGUUUGAACAAGGCACCGCACUUAUACGCACUGGGCUUUUUAGCUAUGGCGUGCGGAAUGAAGACACCAUUUGAUUAGGCCAAAGAUAUAUAAAUAGAUAGGGAGCAAAGAAUUUAGAAAGGAUACAUAUAUGGGAAAAUUGAUGCUUCUGUUCUAUCCAAGCAGGAAUAC